Neltuma alba is the source of this 2969-nucleotide messenger RNA. Its product is annotated as mitogen-activated protein kinase 16. Gene Ontology annotation, biological process: protein phosphorylation. Lineage: Eukaryota; Viridiplantae; Streptophyta; Magnoliopsida; Fabales; Fabaceae. The transcript has 10 exons. Gene Ontology annotation, molecular function: ATP binding; MAP kinase activity. Bases 741 to 2423 code for a protein of 560 amino acids. The record is from RefSeq and is a predicted model, not a curated record.
GUACAAGGCCUCUGUGGGAAGCUGAUUUCUUACUUGGAAAUAUUUCCGUUGAAAUCUGCAUAGUCUUCUUCUUCGAUUCCUACCUUCUUCACACACAACAAAAGAAUCUUAUUAUGCUCUGAAAGCCGGAGCAUUUCCCUUUUCCGUCUGCAUAUAUUAUAUUCACUUCCUUUUGCCGCUUUUGAGAUUAUCGCCAUAGCAGAUCCUCCCAAGAUUAGUUUUUUCCGCUUAUGCUAGCUCGGUAACAUACCAGAGCGCAUUUUCUUACGUGAUCUGUAACCUGGAAGUUACCAGCUGCAUUUUGUUACUUCCGCCAGCUUGUCUUGAUUAUGUUGUGUUUGAUAAAGUCUCCCCCUUUUUUGAUUUAAAUAUAGAACUAUCAGAGCAUUUGAUCCUUAAUUUGAACCCUUUGUCUUUUCUUUUAUGACCCCUUACUUUCAAUCCUAGAUGCUACUGUAGCUGCCAAGCUGAACCGCGUCUCUUUCCGUUUUGAGCUUUGUUCUUUGUUCUUUUAUGUCGAAGGUUUCUAACUUUUUAUUUGGUUUUAAACUUGCACUUUGAUCACCGCGUGCCUAAGCGUCAUAAUACCAGUUAAUCGUUUUUCCUUUUGAAGUUUUCGCUUUUCUGGGUUUUGAACUUGGUCGUAGGAGUUGGGGGAUCUAGAUUUGAGUUGAGAGAAGGGGCUGUUUGAUGCACCUAUUGGCCUAAAUCAUUGACGGGUUUUAUGCCAAGUUGCCUAGAUGCUGCCUGAUCAAAGAAAAAAGUCAUCUGUGGAUGUGAACUUCUUCACAGAAUAUGGUGAAGGGAGCAGAUACAGAAUAGAAGAAGUAAUUGGUAAAGGAAGCUAUGGUGUAGUUUGCUCCGCGUCAGAUACACACACUGGAGAAAAGGUUGCAAUAAAGAAAAUUAAUGACAUAUUUGAACAUGUCUCUGAUGCUACUCGUAUUCUUCGUGAGAUUAAGCUUCUUAGACUCUUGCGUCACCCUGAUAUUGUGGAGAUCAAACAUAUCUUGUUACCACCUUCCAGGAGAGAAUUUAAAGAUAUAUAUGUCGUGUUUGAACUCAUGGAAUCCGAUUUACAUCAGGUCAUCAAAGCAAAUGAUGAUCUGACUCCAGAGCACUAUCAGUUCUUUCUUUAUCAGCUUCUUCGAGGCUUGAAGUACAUACACACAGCAAAUGUUUUUCACCGUGACCUAAAACCAAAAAACAUCUUAGCAAAUGCUGACUGCAAACUCAAGAUCUGUGACUUUGGUCUUGCCAGAGUAGCAUUUAAUGACACACCCACUGCCAUAUUCUGGACGGAUUAUGUUGCAACAAGGUGGUAUAGGGCUCCUGAGCUGUGUGGAUCCUUUUUCUCCAAGUACACACCAGCUAUAGAUAUAUGGAGCAUUGGCUGCAUUUUUGCAGAACUUUUAACUGGAAAACCUCUUUUCCCGGGGAAGAAUGUUGUCCAUCAGUUGGACCUCAUGACUGAACUUCUUGGAACGCCAUCUCCUGAUGCCAUUGCUAGGAUACGAAACGAGAAAGCUCGGAGAUAUUUGAGCAGCAUGCGAAAGAAGAAGCCAGUUCCUUUCUCCCAAAAGUUUCCUAAUGCAGAUCCGCUUGCUCUUCGUUUGUUGGAAAGAAUGCUGGCAUUUGACCCUAAGGACCGGCCUACUGCUGAAGAGGCUCUGGCAGAUCCAUAUUUUAAGGGUUUGGCCAAGGUUGAAAGAGAGCCUUCAGCACAGCCAGUUAGCAAGAUGGAAUUUGAAUUCGAGAGACGCAGGAUAACAAAGGAGGACAUACGAGAGCUCAUAUAUCGAGAAAUUCUGGAAUACCAUCCGAAGAUGUUGAAGGAGCACCUAGAGGGAGCAGAGCCAACCAGUUUUAUGUAUCCAAGUGCCGUCGACCACUUCAAGAAGCAAUUUGCUUAUCUAGAGGAGCAUUAUGGGAAGGGUGGAACUGUUAUUGCGCCUGAGAGGCAGCAUGCAUCAUUGCCCAGGCCAUGUGUAUUAUAUUCAGAUAACUCAGCACAAAGUCCAGCCGAGGUUGCAGAAGAUCUCUCAAAAUGUUGCAUCAAAGAAGUUGAGAAGCCACCCGUGGAGAGGACUGGUGGCAUCCCUUUGGCUCGGCUUCCUGCGCAGGUUCCACAAAAUAUGCAAGGUAUGACACCUUACUCGAUAGUUGGUUCAGUAUUGCGUUACAACUGUGGGGUAGCAGCAACAGCAGACGUUUUUGAACAGCGGCAGAUGGUUAGAAAUCCACCUGUUUCAGCCCAAUAUGCUGCUUCAAGCUGUUCAUAUCCCAGAAGAAACCCAGCCUGUAAAAAUGAGAGGACAGAAGAUGAUGGAAUAGAAGGUUCCAAUGGUUUGCAACCAAAGCCUCAAUAUAUGCCUAGAAAAGUUGCUGCCGCUCAAGGUGGAGCUUCAAGUCAUUGGUAUUGAACUAUUGUUUUACAUACCAAAACUUGGGUAACAUCUGCCACUGAGCCUUACAGAUCUUGCAUCUGGGUUUGUUUCCGCCUAACCUCAGGACGAUAAUCUGAAUCUUAACUGGUGGCAUAACCUUCAUCUGGAAAGACUCAAGGUAAAAACUUGAGAAUGAAGUUGAAGAAGCCUCUGGCUGAAGUUUAGUUACAUCUUUGUAAUUUUCUGUCACUCUGAUUCACUUAUAGCAUGAAACAGGAAAGACUAGUAGCAACAAAAUAGUUCUGAUCUCUGCAUUCCACAAUACAGCUGUCUACUUUUGUCCUAAUUUUAUUUUGGGCCAUCACACUGAUAAGUGUAUUUUUCUCACCCACCUACCUGCCUGUAUUGUAUUCUAAAUAAUCAUCUCGUCCUCUUUCAACUGUAUUUUGAAUCCAGAACUAUCUUUGGUGGUACCAAGACCAAAACUUGACCCGUGGAAAUUCUAGGUUGUUUCACUUGAAUACUUGCUUCUACUUUUUCAUUAUUCUGAUACCUUCAAUCUUCAAUUGUUCUUUCUUAAAA